CGGGUCUAAAAAUUGUGAUGAUAAAUUAUUAGCUUUUCGAUACCCUACUUCAAAAAAUGUGGACCAGAUUAAUGUUAAAGAAUUUGGUGCAUGUACCUCAAAUAAUGAUUUAUGUACAGGAAAACAAAAAGAAAAAGAGCGUUCAGUGACUUUCGAUGAUGAAACAUCAGCGAACAUAGGUUCAAAUAGUUGUGAUUUUAAUCUUAAUGUUUCUCGUCCGGGCAAAGGUUAUCGUAGUGUCCUAGAUAUAUCUUGGAACGAAUUUUCAUUUCCAGGCAUACAUUUGGAACAUAAAUGA
This is a messenger RNA of Acaulospora morrowiae, 298 nucleotides long. The record is from the annotation of a GenBank genome assembly. Lineage: Eukaryota; Fungi; Glomeromycota; Glomeromycetes; Diversisporales; Acaulosporaceae.